This is a messenger RNA of Diachasmimorpha longicaudata, 11626 nucleotides long. It is a transcript of the gene rho-5, whose product is annotated as inactive rhomboid protein 1. NCBI's taxonomy places the organism in Eukaryota, Metazoa, Arthropoda, Insecta, Hymenoptera, Braconidae. Gene Ontology annotation, biological process: regulation of epidermal growth factor receptor signaling pathway; regulation of protein secretion. Gene Ontology annotation, molecular function: serine-type endopeptidase activity. Gene Ontology annotation, cellular component: endoplasmic reticulum membrane. The coding region runs from base 2490 to 7973 and encodes 1827 amino acids. The record is from RefSeq and is a predicted model, not a curated record. The transcript has 17 exons.
CCCCUCAUCAACUCCCCUUGGGCUUUUCCCCAUUGCACAGACAAAAGGUUGAGAGUGGAAGAGAGAAAGUGGAAAAUGAAAGAAGGUUGAACAGGCGAAGAGGUAGUGCAAAAGGGGGAUGUUGGCUCGCCUCGGUGAAUUUUCGUGUGACCUCGUGUAUCUUCGUGGACUGAUUGUGGAAUAGUUAUAUAGCUGGGAGUAGGGAAGAGGGGGUUGGUCUCAGUUCUCGUUGCGCGCAGUCGCCGAAGGAGUUGGAUCUCCACCAACAUCCGAGUAACCCAUGUAUUUCGACAAUAUUUUCCCCCCCAGCAACGGCACAAUUUCCCGUUAAAUAAAGACUAUUGAAAUAUCGGAGUAGAUGAAAAAAAUGUCAAAUUAGUCUGUCAACUUGAAUGGUGUUAUCGUGCGUGAAGUUUACCAGAGUCAUCAUCGAAGCAAUAAUGGAAAGUAGCACAAAGGUCGUGACGAUAUUGACGCAAGGCGCGAACCCCAUGGACGUAUGUGGCCAUGAGGGCUUUGACAGUUGUGCUUGAGAGACAGAUGUCGCCUCCAACAUCGCGGUCCACCCUAUCUUACUAAUGCUUUACCCAGUUGUCAACGAGUUUGUUGUUUCUAUAGAGAACCCUUCGGUUGAAAUUGGCCAGUUGACACCAGUUCAUUCUUCGGUAUUCAGUGAUUGUCAUCGCGAAUGAAGUGGUUCAGAGUUGGUUAAAGUUUGAUGACUGAGUGAAUGUUGAUGAUGUCUAGUGUCGUGAUAGUGGAAUGAUACGAGUGCUUGAGAUACUUGUUGUUUUGACAUCUUGUGGGGGCAAGUGAGGGGCGAUUUCCAGUAUUUUUAUUCAACGAGGGAUGUAAUGAGUGAGCACUCGGGCAGUUUUCUUGGAACAUUGUCAUUGGCCUGCCCUGGAGGGGAAAUAAUCAUGAAUGUGGAACAAGUAGUUUAGCUAUUCGCUGGACCGUACGCUGGCCAAUCUAGUGAUACGAAACACGGGAGUGUCGGCCACCAUUUUGACUGCGCUGAGGUUAUUGCAACUACUACUUUGAUCAACUCCGUUACCACUGAAGAAUUAAGACAUCGGAGUGAUAAUUUUGAUGAUCAGUUGAUCUCGAGGGAUUAAUUAAUCAUUUUCAAUACUGUGUUUCGUCUGUGAUGAUGUUAUCUAUUGUUUAACGAUUGAAUUAUGAUAAGUAGGCCGCGGUAUUCAACAUCAGAUGUCGAUGACGACGAGUUGUUUUUUGUUUUUCGAGUUUUGGAAUGCGGAGGCUGUGGUCCAUCAAAAAUAAUGUUCUGCGAGGGGGUCGCGAGGUGAGGGCUAUGGCGAGGGUUACGUGUGGCCCAGGGUAUAAUGGAAAUAAAAACAUGGAGCCAGAGUGUGUGCAUAUUGUUGAGGGGUGAGGACUUUGGGCUUGAUAAGCUUCUGGGAAUUUAUCAAUGCCAGUUAUGCCAAUUAAUCCCAUGAAUUCACCUUCGAAAUUGGAUGUUGUUGGGGAUUGUCGGGAGAAUCUGAGAGAUGCUCGUGGUAUGUGGAAACUUCGAGGAACUUGGUGAUGUCGGACAAUCAUUCUCCAGCUAUUUACAUUGAUAUUUAUCAGCUCUACUGAGUUAAUAGACGACAUUGGAAUAAUAGAUGAUAGGAAAAUGUGGACGAGUGUAUUGAUUUUCUGAAGAUUCGGAAAGGUCUCUUCGUUACUCGUGCGCGCGUGUGUACUAGUGUAGGUAGUACUAGUAAUGUGAUCUUCAUAUCGUUAUUAGAAGGAAAAAAAAAACAAAAUACAAGAUUUAUUGUUUCAAUUAGCAAGUUCAGGAUUCAUUGGUAUUCGCAAAGUUUUUACAUUUCUGGGUUUACGUGUGCCAAAUUACAUUGACAUUCACCGAAGGGGGGAAUGAAAAGCACGAGUGUUGUCGCUAUUUACGGAAUACGUGAGGUUCAAGUAGUGAAUAGUGAGACUGUCCGAUGGAUAAAUCAGUUUUGGUACAUUACGAUAUUGUUGUGUGAGUGAUAUUGCAGCUGUGAUGGAGACCAAGUGACGAUUUUUGUCGAGACUGAAUUGAUGAUUCCGAUGGGAUCAAUUUUUUAUUUUGUUUUGAUUUUCUUAAGUGAUUUUGGGAGUUAUACCCGAGUGACUGGCUCUUUUGAGGAUUAAAGCACACUGACGGCUGUUGUCAUCGGCAUUACACGAAUCUUGUUAUGCGUAAAUCACAGACAAACGAUUUGGGGGAGGUUGACUCCGGGAAAGUGGAGGCAAGUGAUUCCCAGGAGACGUUGGCAUCUGGGAGCACACGUGCGGAUAGUGAGGUGCUGACCGAUAACAAACUAAAGGACGUGAGAUACGUGGAGAGUGGCAUUAUUUCGAGGUACGAAGGUCGGUGAGCACCGAGACGGGGCGAGCAACCCCGUUGCCUCGGUCAACAAUUAACAACUCUCUCGUCUACGAACGUCGACGAACCACAGAACAGAUGUCCUGACAGUGGGCCGCAGGCCACCAGAAUGCCGACAGACGACGACUAUGGCCGAAGAGAACCUCUCCUGUUGCAUCAGCACUCUACCUCACAAUUCGGAGCAACCCCGUUGUACCCCGGAUCAGGAAGUAACCCCGGUAAUUCCAAUUCUCCGAGUAUUACAAGUAUACAAAGUAGUACCAGUAACAGCAGUGCUGACGUUGGAGCUCUACAAAGUUGUUAUCACAAACAGCCAGAGCCCCGAAUUCUUUCCUCUGUUUGCGCUAAUCACAGUUACGACCCAAAAUGUACAAUUAUCACUAGCAACAGUAGCCCUAACAAUAGCAAUGAUCGCCAAAUCUCUGGAAAUUCUGGUGACUAUGGCGGCCACAAGAUGGACUAUGAAAAAUCAAUGGACAGUCAGCAGCAGAAACUCGAUGAUAUAUCAAGAACAGUGCAGUCGUGCUGUGAGAGAUACGGAAUACCCUCCCACCAGGAUAGAUACAAUCAGUCUUUAUCGUCCACAUCAACCACUAAUAAUCAUCAGUAUUCAGGGCAGCAGCAAGCAAUCCUGCAGAACGACCCUCCCAGAUAUCCCCAAACGUUGCCAAACGAUCAGAGACUAUCAUCCUCGACUGAUCGUUAUUCGACUGAAAUUACAUCGACAACGGUAUCAAAGAGUACAACAACUGGUGAAUAUGCAAAUACUGGUGUACUUGCCCUAUCAACAACGAGUAAACUCUUCUCACCAGAGAGCUUUCCAUCCCCACCAUCACCAGCCCCAGCCAAUGAUUGCUUUAUACCACCACCUCCACUAUCUCCAAGCCCAAAUGACAAAUAUGCAUCAACUCAAAGUCUUGCUAAUUACACGCCCAAUGAUUGCAUUGUGCCGAACUCACCCAAUCCUCGAGAUCGAUACGGUACAGCGCCAGCUUCACCAAUGCUUAAGGACAGAUUUUCAUCGUCAGAUAGGCUCAUGGUGUCCUCUGCUGGUUCUUCACACGAUACCCGAGAUCAUCAUCAACGAUUUAGCACAUCUAGUGAGCGUCUCUUGUCCACUGGAUCACCUGUACAAAUUGCUCAUCAACGUGAUGGUGGUGGACACUUUCAGACACCAAGUAGUAUCAAAGACGUCAAUAGGUAUACAAUGUCAACCGAGAAAUUGGUGUCAUCGUCACCGAUUCAUGCACCAGUGCCUGAAAGAUUUGCGGGCAAGUCCAACGACAGAUUCAUCACUGAUUCGCCAAUGCAUGAACGUUACCAGAGACAAGAGUCAUCGGCUCUUCAUCACGACAAAUACUCGACACUUACCACGUGUGAGAGGUAUUUAUCGAGCUCACCGAACCCUGAAGGGGCUCAUCAGAGGUAUGCCUCAACGGAGAGAAUACUCUCUGGCGCCUCAGAUACCCAACAGUCGAGGAGGUACACAUCGGAUAGGACAGGCGACUGUCAGAAGUAUUCGGCGAGGGGUGAACGUUGCUCAAACUCUAGCUCACCGAUACCAGACGCCAGGGAUUAUCCUUGCAGGUACGCUGGCUUCCAGGAUGUCUCGAGUCAGUCUAGAUACUCGUUGGAUCGGUUCAAUGACCUUGCGCUUCAACGUUAUACCCAGUCAUCGAGAUCCAAUGACAGAUUCAACGAACGUGCAUAUUUAUCGAGUUCUUCGCCCUCCACCCACGACGGAAGACUCGCAUCAGAGCCAGGAAGAUACCCAUCAGCCUCCACGGAGCGCCUCCUCGUGUCAUCCUCCCCUUCAUCCUCCGAGAACAGUAGAUACCACAGUCUGUAUUCCACCUCAGCUCAGCCCGCAACCGAUCGUUUCAUCCAACAAUCACCAACUCCCGACGUCAGUACAAUUCGCAACUAUCAAAAUCAAAACUCAAAAAACGACAAAUUUAUUCAGGUAUCAAAAUCUGUAUCGAGUUACGAUCGUUAUCAGCUCACAAAUCCCGAUCACUAUGAUCGCUGCAACCAAGAACGUGGGUAUUCAAUGGAUCGUUACAAUAGCUCAACAAAUACAAUCGAUAGAUACCAGAAGAACGAUCAAAGGUACCAUGGAAAUAUUGAGCGUUACUCUCCUAUUCGUACUAUGGGGGACAAGUAUCUGUCAUUACCAAAACCAAAGGAUAUAUUCUCGACUGGUAGAAUAGGCACUUCGUCCUCACCAGUUAAUACAGGAAAUGAUCCCAGGAAUUACAGCGGUGGUAAUGCUUCGGGUGUCAGUUAUGUGCCACCACAUGCCCACACACCAGUCGAGAGAUAUGUACCCCAGCCACCCCCUGAGAUAUUGUACCCUGAUAGGUACGUGGACAGGUACAUUCCAUCGGCUGUGCACACACCAACCGAUCGUUAUGUACCAGCUGCGGAUCCUGGCGAUCCAUACAUGCGACGAGACCUUGGAUUUCAUCAUCACUACCGGCUACCACCACCAGGGUAUCCGUACCACCAGACGAAUUUUCGAUUUCGAGGAUUUGCUUAUGCCUCCCCUGGGCGGAUCAGUGGGAGCCCUGGGUCCAGUAGCUCAAGCAGUUCAACCUCAGCCCAGAGGGAAUUCUCUACUUCACCUUUGUUACGACCCAAAGUGCGAGCCUCCACGAUUGAAUUCACGAGCAGUGGGAGGUCCAGUCAUACGUGUUGUGAUGGAUCUAAUGGACAGAAGAAUUGCUGUCAAGUCAGAAGAUCUUUGCCACCCCCCCUGCCUUCUAUUCCUUCGAAUCAGUCUGCGCAUUCAUCGUGGCAACAAUCGCCGAGCUCGGGGACAACAGGGACCUCAACGAUUUCAUCCUCAGGGGCUGAUGGCGAAAGUUCACAGAGUAUUGGUAUGUACGCUGUGGGAAAUACAAACAGCGUUACAACAACUGAUAAACCAAUAACAACAGUUCCGACUAUCUCACCUUCUGUGCCUUCAGCUACGAAUGCUGCAUCAACAGCAAUCAGUACAUCAAGCUUGGCUAUUACGAGAAGUGUUUCGGCACCAGCAGGACCGCGACCCACUGUUGAGCCAUGCAAUUCAAGCAGCAGUGCUGGAUGUGUUGGGCAGAAGCCACGACUCAAGCGACAUAUGAGUCGAACGGAGGCGAUCAAGAACUACAUAAAAAAAGAAACUGCGACAUUCUUCGGUGUCGACGAGGAAACAGAGAGCCUAGAGAGACAAAGAUGGCUCGACAGGAGGAGGCGUAUGGCCUCUCGAAAGUACGGUGCUCUUCUCCCAGAGCACAAACCGGUGGAUCCUGACAUCACAAAAGAUAUCCCAGAUUCCACUGAAAUACCAGAGAAUAUUACAUUACGGCGAUGGCAGCAGCCUGUACGGAGAAAAGACUCGGUCGCACGAAUGACGUUGUCAGGGCUUCAUUACGUCGUUGAGACUCUGACACGACAGCGUCCACAGGAGAGAUCCGAACCACAGCCGGAAUCCCGUAGCUUUCCCCCUAGUGUAAUUUCAUCAUUUCCACCCACCGAUGGUAUUACCUCCGACAAUGAUGAGCAUAAUGCCGUUGGGGAUGAGGAAGAGGAGGCAUUCUUUCAACGGCCACCAGCUCCACCACCACCUCCCCCACCGCCUCUACCCUCGGCAACGCCUCAUCAGCAGUCUCAAGUUUCCCUUGAAUCGGGUAUUGGAGAUGCUCUCAAGAACGAAGACAUGUCUCGCACAGAGGCUGAUCAUAUUGACAGUGGAAGUAGAACUGUGGAAUCCACUUCUGGUGGAGGGGAAUUUGCCAGAUUUGCAUCACCAAAGAAGGAAGGUCCCUGUAUAGAAGCCCCCGAUCCACGUAGAGUUCGAUCAAUAGCAAAGGAUCAUUAUACCUCCAGAACAACCAAUUGGCGCAGGUCAGGACAGAGUGGACGAAUUGAUGGCGAGGCAACGAGCCAACAGCAAGAUGAAAGCGUAAUAUUGAGGAGAGACAUUACAGGGGGCACUAGGAUAUCGUCAAGUACUAUUGACCGUGUAUUUGACAACAGUAAUAGGCGACAAUAUGGCAUGGGCAUCGUCGGACGAUUCUUGGGCAGACGAUCAUUUCGUAAAAGUAUUGCCCAUAAACCCCAUGUGAGGAAACAAUUGGAUGAUAUUGAGGACCACAGACCGUUUUUCACCUAUUGGAUCACAACGGUUCAAAUCCUAGUGAUGAUUAUUUCACUGAUUUGUUACGGAUUCGGUCCUGUUGGAUUCGAUAUCAAGCAUAGAUCGGGCUUGGUACUCGUUACAAGUCUUUCAUUACAACAAGUUGAUUAUCAAGAGCCCGCGAAUUUCUGGAUCGGCCCCAGAGCCGCCGAUCUUAUCCACCUGGGGGCCAAAUUUGCCCCCUGUAUGCGAAGAGACUUGAAAAUCCUGAAGGAGAUCGACGUCUGGCGGGAACGUGAACGAGACACAGCUUGCUGCAUCAGAAACGACGACUCUGGCUGUGUGCAAUCGAGCAAAGCUGACUGUUCAAUCCGGGGAAUGAGAUCUACUCUGGCGAAUACCAUCUCAACAUGGAAAAAAUGGGUUCCUGGUGACAGUGGUCCUGGAGGUAGAAUAAGUGGAUCAGUUUGUGGAUUAGAUCCAAAAUUCUGUGAUGCACCAGCCAGUAUAGCCCCCUACGAAUGGCCAGAUGACAUUACAAAGUGGCCUAUCUGUCGUAAAAUGAAUCCCUUCAGUCAAAGAUUCAGAAGCAACAAUGGGCAUCCCCCGAGCAAUAGCAAUUUCCCAGUGGGACGUUACAAAGACAAAAUGGCUGAGCAUAUGGUGUGCGAAGUGAUUGGACACCCCUGUUGUAUCGGUAUUCACGGAAUGUGCAGAAUUACGACAAAAGAGUAUUGUGACUUUGUUCAUGGUUAUUUCCAUGAGGAGGCCUCAUUAUGCUCGCAAGUUGAGUGUCUCCAUGAUGUGUGCGGGAUGAUUCCUUUUUUACAUCCUGAGUGGCCGGAUCAGUUUUAUCGUCUGUUCACUACGACCUUUCUUCAUGCUGGUAUUCUUCAUCUGGCAAUCACCCUUCUCGUUCAAUAUUAUCUGAUGAGAGAUCUCGAAAAGUUGACGGGAUCUCUGAGGAUAGCCCUGAUAUAUUUUACUGGAGCUCUUGCUGGGAAUCUUGCGAGUGCCAUAUUCAUUCCAUACAGAGCUGAGGUGGGACCAGCAGGUGCCCAUUUUGCUCUCCUGGCGACGCUCGUCGUCGAGGUUUUAAACAGCUGGCCAAUGUUAAGGCAUCCACGAAGAGCCCUUUCAAAGCUCAUAAUGAUCCUGGCGGGUCUGCUGAUCCUGGGAAUUCUCCCUUGGGUGGACAACUAUGCCCACCUCUUCGGCUUCAUCUUUGGUUUUCUCGCGGCAUAUGCCUUAAUGCCCUUCAUAACCUUCGGCCAUUACGACCGCCGAAGAAAGGUCAUCCUCAUCUGGGUCUGCCUGGCCGUAAUACUCAGCCUUUUUGCCCUGUUAAUAGCCCUUUUCUACAACAUUCCAGUCUAUGAGUGCGAAGUCUGCAAGCUCUUCAACUGCAUUCCUUUCACUCGUGAUUUUUGCGCUUCUCAGAAUAUCAAUUUCAAGAGGGAGGAACCCGUAUGACAUAUGGGGCCGCGGUUACAAGUCGAGCGAAAAGUACCGUUCGGCCCACAAAUUGACGCUCGCUAUUCCAUAACUGAUUGCGAAUCCCUAAUUAUCGUUAUAACGAUUCUAUACGCAUUGAUACACAGAAAUAAAUUGCAAUUUCGUUGGCAAUUAAAAUUCAAGAAACUUCAAAUUUUACUGAAAAUUCAAUGAAAUUAUAAAUUGUUGAACAAAUAGCGGAAAUUACAUUUUUUCAAUGAGUUAGAUAGUCUUUUGGGUACACACAUUUCUGUUAGAUAUUUUCUCUCAAAAGUAUGUAAUCAAAGUGUAGAGUUUUUCAAUAGAAUUGAUCUAAAGUUAAUCAAAUUUUCAAAGGUGUAAUAAGGCUUUGAAACGGGAAGAGGUUUAUAACUUUCAGUGAAUAAUAUAUGAAAAAAAUUUACUGGAAUUUUUUUCAUUUGGAAUCUAGAGUUUCCAUCGAAUUGCCAUAAAUAUUUAAUGACUUAAUUCCUUGAACUUUCAAUAGAACUGAAGCUUGAUGAAAAUUUUCAAGAAUUGUAAUUAAGAAAUUGUCAACAGUGUACGACACCCGAUGAGACAUGAAUAUGGACUGAACUGUAGUACUUACACCAAUAAUCAUGAGAUUAAUGAAGUCAAGUGCAUCAGUAUUUUCCAAAAAGUAUUUUUAACAGCAUAUAAAUAUAGUUAUCACUCUCGAACGUUUUCUUCUACUGCCAUUCACUUUAAUAUGAUAAUUACCAUGAAAAAUGACAAGUAAAUACUCUGUAUGAAAAUUAAAGUCAUACAGAUGAAUAUUGAUGCCUUAAAAUUAAUCUACCGUUGAGCAGUUGUAAGACCUUCUAGAAUGGAGAUGAAUUUGAGGCAAUGUAAAUAUCUAAUCGAGAUUGAUUAUAAUUAAUGAUUAUUGGUAAUGGAGCUUCAGUGGCUGCACCUGACAAUGGUCACCAGUUAACGUAUUCAAAAAUUUCAUGGAUAAAUCUAGCAUUUUCAUUGGGAAAUUUUUCGCAAUGUUUAUUGGAAUCAUCUGGAGAACUUCAUGUUUCAUGCAUCAAAUCGUUAGACAUUUAUCCAAUUUAGUUCUUUCAUCUGGCGGAGACAGUUCAGCGUGAGUUUUAUUAAUUCUUUUCUCAACAAACAAACAUGGGAAAAUCCUUGUCUAAUAAUAAUCUAUAUAUUGCAUUUUAUGAAUAUUUCCAAUAGAAUUGGCUCUGAAAUAAGUGGAACUGUCUCAGAGAAUUUUAAUAGAAAAUACAAAAAAAUUUCCCAGCGAAAGCGCGAGGAUCUUCCGUUUAAUUUUUUCGUUCGUGUUGCCCCAUCUUAUUACCGAAAAUACGAUUUCUCUGACUGUUCGGUAUGAUUGUAAUUGUUUCCAGUAACCAAUCGUGUGUAAUCUAUAAAUUUUCAUAAUUAAUGAAAAUCCUUGUACAUAAUUACGAUGAACUAUUCUAACAUGGCUAUAAGCAACGAUUUAAAUUGACAUAACGAUGUGAAACAAAAAAUCAAGUGUACAUGUAAUAUAUUUUAUAUAGAGAGAAAAUAAACUGCGUGAGUAAGCACGCAUUUGAACGAUUAUCUUCGUGAAUGAAUGAAAAAGAAAAAUACCAAGUAAAAGGUGUAAAUUUUCAUAUGUAGAAGAAACAAAUCCUCGAUAAAUUUACGAAAAGAAUGUAAUUAAGUUUUUUAUUAAAAACAAAUUAUUGCAGUCGACUAUAAUGGCACAUUAAUAUGCAUCUAAACGAUCUAAUUAACUGUAAAUAUCACAAGUCCGAGAGGGUAAUGGUGGAUUAAAAGUAUUAACAGCAGGUAGGACUUAGGUGUGGGAGUUAUCUAUUUCGAAAAUGGUUUUGAGCGACUGAAUAUACUGUAAUUAUAUGAAUGUGUAUUUUAUUAUUACAGACGAUGAAAAAUGUGCAUUGAAUGAUGAGGAAUGGAGAAGUCUAUCAAUUGAAUAAUUAAUGAAAGUGGUGUAAACUCAUUUCCAAUUUUGGAUCGAGUUAUUUUAGUUUAAAUGACUACUGUAGACUCCUGUAACUGCUGUAACGGGUAUUAUUGCGAGGGAAUGUAAAGGAAUGAAGGUAAAUAAAAUAUAAAUAUUGACAGUAGUUAACAACAAAACUUUUCAAAUAUAAACUACACGAAAUGACAUGUGCCACGAUAUGAAAAAAAAAAUUAAAUCAGAAUGAUCCAUAAAGUUUACAGAAUACGUAUAUUAUCACUGCGUGUAACGUAUAAAGUACUAACUUACUGAUAUUAUUCGCCCUGAAGAUAUAAAUAUUCAUUCACCUAUUUUUGUUUUUUAAAUCAUCGUCAUUUUGUCAUUUGUAUAUGGUACUCAUAGAUCUUGGAGUUGAGGGGAAAAAUAAAUAUAUCAUCAAGGGUUAAGUCUAAUUGGAUAUUUAUUUCGUGAAGAAAAAAAAAAUUUUAUAUGGAUAACGUCAUGAAUAAAGAGUUCAUCGAUUAUAAUUUGAAUGAUAAAAAAAAAUAUGUACAUUGAAAUAAAUAUUUAUUUUGAACGUAUGAGACAACGGGGUGUACACAAGGAACAUGGAAAUAAUUAAUAUUUUCAAUUGUGAAAUGGCGACCAAAGAAUUAAAUUAAAGAGAAUGUAAAUUUUGAAUUUGGUGUUCUGGACAAACUUUUUCGUGUUGUUAUUGAGAGGGAAAAGAAUGAAAAAUAGAAUCAAAUUGAAUGCUUAAAUCACUGUAGCAACUUCCCAUUGAUAUUACCCAUGUUCUCUCCAAGUUGACCUUGCGAAAAAAAAAUAUUAAAACCCAAUAGUCGAACGAAUUAAUUGAAUAGUGAGAACACGAAAGAGUUUUUCUUACAGCCCGUUUAAACUUCAUAAUCAUAAUAUACAAUGACAACCACCAAAAAAAGUUAAGAAAUAAAAAUAGGCACCUUCUUUAUGUAUUAUGCAUCUCUGUACAAUCGCCCUAUGUGCAACGGUUAUUCAUGAAUAAAACGAAAUUUGUGGAAAAUUACUGACAAGUAUUCCCGAGUGUAUGUAGUACCAACCAAUCGGCGGCCCUUAAUACGAAUAUCUUAGUGAACAAUGACAAAUGCAGAAUACCUUUAUCAGUUGAUUGAAACUACAUCCGUGUGUUCUUUAGUAAUGUAUAAUUUCUCCCAUCGGAAAACCAAUGGAAUCUCCCAAUGUUCACAUUGAUGAAUAUUAUUUAUCAUUCUUAACGCGAAUAAAACGACUAUAAACAAUAUUGUGAGGUAUUAAUGUCAUAUAUCGCAUUCAAUUCCUCAAGAUUAUCAGAAUCUAUAACUGAAAUCUUGAACUGUUCCUGGGAAUAUGUGAAAAAAAAUUAUGCGAAGGGGAAUAUCCCCAACAAUAUCAACAGGCAUAUUCAAUUCCAUAAUAUAUAUUUCUUCAAUAUCCAGAUGAAUAAGGAUUCCUUAUCACUAUCAUGGAUUAACACAGCUACAACAUAAUCGAAAUAUUUAAACAUGCGCAGGUUUCCAGUCGAGCACAAAUGAAAUUUAUUCAUGAUGAUGACGGUCUACUUUCUCCUCGGCUCCAUUGACACCCAGAAGCCUCCCUUGGCGGCCAUACCCAAGACCUUCCUAUCGAAUUCCAACGGCAGUAUCAUCUUCUCCCCAAUACUGAGAUUGCACUUGAGAACGAGAUGAAAGAUGAGCAC